Molecule: messenger RNA, 2080 nt
Organism: Urocitellus parryii (Arctic ground squirrel)
Lineage: Eukaryota; Metazoa; Chordata; Mammalia; Rodentia; Sciuridae
Gene: Wdr77
Product: WD repeat domain 77
Biological process (GO): oocyte axis specification
Cellular component (GO): methylosome
Molecular function (GO): protein binding
Source: RefSeq, a predicted model, not a curated record
UCGCGAGAAGUAGAGUUGCCGUCGCUUCCAGAGGGGCGGAGGCCCGGAGGUGCACCACGUGUGGGUUGCUGCUCUAGCUGAAUCGCGGAGACUUACAGUUUGGGUUUAGGUUGGAUUUGGAACCGUGGAGAUGCGAAAGGAAACGCCGCCCCCCCUAGUAGCCCCGGCUGCCCGGGAGUGGAACCUUCCCCCUAAUGCGCCCGCCUGUAUGGAACGGCAGUUGGAGGCUGCGCGGUACCGGUCUGAUGGGGCGCUUCUGCUCGGGGCCUCCAGCCUGAGUGGCCGCUGCUGGGCUGGCUCCCUCUGGCUUUUCAAGGACCCGUGUGCUGCCCCCAACGAAGGCUUCUGCUCCGCUGGAGUCCAGACGGAGGCCGGAGUGGCCGACCUCACUUGGGUCGGGGAGAGAGGUAUCCUCGUGGCUUCUGAUUCAGGUGCUGUUGAAUUGUGGGAGCUGGAUGAGAAUGAGACACUUAUUGUCAGCAAGUUCUGCAAGUAUGAGCAUGAUGACAUUGUGUCUUCAGUCAGUGUCCUGAGCUCUGGCACACAAGCUGUCAGUGGUAGCAAAGACUUCUGCAUCAAGAUUUGGGACCUUGCUCAGCAGAUAGUUUUGAAUUCAUAUCGAGCUCAUGCUGGACAGGUCACCUGUGUUGCUGCCUCUCCCCACAAGGACUCCAUGUUUCUUUCCUGCAGUGAGGAUAAUAGGAUUUUACUAUGGGAUACCCGCUCUCCCAAGCCAGCAUCACAGAUAGGUUGCAAUGCCCCUGGCUACCUUCCUACCUCCCUGGCUUGGCAUCCUCAACAAAGUGAAGUCUUUGUCUUUGGUGAUGAGAAUGGGACUGUCUCCCUUGUGGACACCAAAAAUGCAAGCUGUUCCCUCAGCUCAGCGGUGCACUCCCAGUGUGUCACUGGGCUGGUCUUCUCCCCACACAGUAUUCCCUUCCUGGCUUCUCUCAGUGAAGACUGCUCACUUGCUGUGCUGGAUUCAAGCCUUUCCGAAGUGUUUAGAAGCCGAGCCCACAGAGAUUUUGUGAGAGAUGCUACUUGGUCUCCGCUCAAUCACUCCCUCCUCACCACAGUGGGCUGGGACCAUCAGGUCAUCCACCAUAUUGUGCCAACAGAACCUCUCCCAGCCCCUGGAUCUGAAAGUGUUGCUGAGUAGAUUGGAUUUAAGAAAGAAAGUAAACCUAAGAACCCACUCCUUUGCCUCUGACCCCUCCGUUUGUGAGACAACAGAGGAGCCUUGGAUGUUAUACCCUAGAUCUGUGUAGUUCAUAGGCAUUGUUUCUCAGUGUGAAGGAGGCUGGAUUUUGGUAUCCUAUAGUCACAGGAAGGAAAAACUUUCUUGCAAGUGGAUAUAUAUGUGUACUUCAGUGUACAUGAAGAUCUAUAGUUUUUGGUUCUGGGGGAGACUAAAAAGAAUUGAUUUCCAUCUUUCUCAAGCACAUCUCUCCCCACAAAAAAAAAUCGACAAAAGGAUUUUAUGCUUCCCGUGUAGUUUUCUAUGAAUUGGCUGUGUCUGAGUCGGGUAUGGGAUGUGGGCAUCCCUGGGUUCUUGUAAGCUCUUAGGCUACUUAAAGAUAGGUACAGCUUUAAAUUUUUUUUAAUGGAGCUUGAUUUACCAUUAUUACGGGAAAUGCUUCCAUUUGCAAAAAUCCAGCCCAACUACUUGACAAAGAGAUAGGAUACACUCACCGCAGUUUUGCACAGCUCCUUGCCAUUAAACUGAAUUGAAGUCCAUUUUUAAUGGCUGAAUAAAGAGUUUGGCUAGUGCUGGUAUAAUGCCUCCCUGACCCCCAUGGCUUUGUGUUUAUGAAAUAUAAGUGUUUUUCUGGCAUAGCUUCACAGAGCAAAGUUUAGGGUGGUGGAGAGCUUAAAUCAUUUCCAUGAAGUUAGAAAACUGACAUAGACUCUUACAGGGACAUCUUUGUCACCUUUGCUACCCCAAAAAACAGCCUGAGGACUGACCUUUCUCUGGACAUAGGAAGUCUGCUAUAUUUGUAGAUUCCUAAAAUUUUGCAAUCCAGCAUCAGGGAGAGAAUUAGGAAUAUCGAUUGAUUAAAUAAAGAGUUUAGGCAUUGUU